CUUCAAUGCGUUUCUAUUUGAAGAAUUACGGUUGGCGCGCUGACGCUGUGUAAAACAGGAACUGAGCCAUGUGUUAGUGUUACUUGCGACACACGAGAGUUUUUUGCCCGGGAUAUUAAGGUACUCAGAUAUUGAACAGUUUCACAAACACAUCAUGAUAACGCCGGCAUUUGAGCUGAGUCAAGACUCAGACUUCCUGACGCUGGUGGUCCGCGUUCCUUACGCGAGAACAUCCGAGUUUGACGUCUACGUCGAUGGAGAGGACUUCAAAUUCUAUGCUAAGCCCUAUUUUCUCAGGUUGACUCUGCCUGGAAGGAUAGUACAGGAUGGUAGAGAAAAGGCUUCAUUUGACAUUGAUAAAGGUCUCUUCACAGUGCGAGUCCCUAAGGAGACAGCAGGACAGCACUUUGAGGGACUACAAAUGCUGACCAGUCUUUUAGCCCCCAAAGGUUCCAGGUCUGCACAGCCUCUGGUUGAAGAGAUCGGAGCAUGCAGCAUGAGUGAGGCAUGUCAGGAAGAUAAAGAUGAAGAAGACGAUUUUGAUUGGCAGCUGGAACAGCAGCCGUACAUUGAGUCAUCAGAGGAAGACUUGAAAAAGCUGCAGAAAUAUGGCUUUGGAAACCUCAGGACCGGGGUUUUCUCUCGACUUCAGGAGGAGCUGUCAGAAGUGAUUGAUGUGGAAGACCCAGAAAACUCCACCCCUGCCGAGAGGAGAUCUGAUCGUUUGAACGCAGAGACCACCAUAUUCUGUACAGACCAUUAUCUGUGUGAGUUAUACGAAGGUGAGGAGAUGAGGAAAGUCCAUCUCGAUUUUAAGCCGUGGUGGAGUGAGCUAAAGCCAGACUCUGACGCUGAAACUACUGUGACUUUCACCGAUGAAGAAAAAGAACAAAUGAGAAAGUUCACAAAUCGUUCCUAUGUGCUGGAUAAAGCAACUAGAUAUCAUGCCUGGCUUAGUCUAGUGGACAUCAUCCUGGCCUAUGUCUAUGAUGUACGCACUACAGAAGGAGAACACAACGUGGAGUCGGCAUGGACCAUCAGAAAAAUCAGCGGGACUUUGAGCUGGCUGGAGACGUAUCACUCUCUACCUGAGGUGCUUGUAUCAUUUGGCCGCAGGUUGCUGUGUUACCCGCUGUACCGCCACUUCUCUCUGAUCACCAGGGCCAUCCAGGACGCCGCUCACAUUUUCCAGGGUGGUAAGGCCUUUGUCCUGAAAUGCCUGCUAGCCAUCCACAAAAUCUUCAGAUCCAAUGAGCCGGCCUACAUCCUCAAUGACCUCUACAUCACAGACUACUGCAUUUGGAUCCAGGGGGUUAAGUCCAAGCACAUGGUGGCCCUGGCUGAAGCAUUACACAAAGCAGAGCUGCACAAAAAUGACCUGGAGCUUGAGCUGCAGAUUCUGGAGGAAGCCGCUGAGAUGGUGGUGGAAGAGGAACAUGAGGAGCUAGUAAAGAAAGGGCAGCAGGAGCAAACGAAACAAUGCGAAGAUGAGGAUCAUGACAACAAUGGUGAGGAGGAGCAAAAAGGAGUACCAGACGGACUAGCAAUGACUUGCCCCUGCUCCCAGGAGCUUGAGCAUGGAGAAAGUCUGAUCUGGGAGCUGGGAGAGAGGCUGGAGGAGGAGCCGAGUAUCAGGGAGGACGUGCCUCAAAUAACCGUUCCCUCCAGCAGCACAGUGAGAGAGGGAGAGGUGGAGGGAUUGAAAAAGACAGACGACUCCCAGUUCCCUGAAGCUCCGGAUGGAAUUAAAAUCGCAAAAGCAGCAAGUGACACGGAUCUGGAAGAGAACCGGCAGUGUAACAUACGCAUCUUGAAUACUGAGGAACUAGACAGCGACGAUGAGGAUGAGGACCAGCUGAAUCAGUGAGUGCUCACAGGGAUCCACGAAGACAAACUGGACUGUCUUUCUUUCAUUUUGUUUAUACCUGAAUUGAAACACUUAAAAUGAAUGUAGUAAUGUAUACUUUUUUGCAGUACAGUUGAUUUGACUUGUUAUUUUUCCGACUUCAUUUCAAUCAUAGAUGAAAUUUAUUUGAGAUUUUUUACUGGCUUUGUUUAUUAAAAAUACUGCUCCAUAAAGUUGUAGUUCUUAAUAUAAAUUCAGACACCACCUGCAUUUAUUCUGCUUCUCUUUUCUCUGUAACUUCACAUUUAAAGGCCUUGUCAUUUUUGGAACAUGCCGAGCCGUCAUCAUGUGUGACAGUGUCAGUGCUCAGAUACUUUUUUUUUUUUUAUUGUUGUUGAAACCAAACCCGCACUCCUGUCAGCCCUCCAUGCUGACUAAUGGAAGAUUAGCUUGUUUCAGUUACGCUCUGUCGUCUCUCCUUGGAAGUAAAACAGCAAGGGGCAGUCGCUGAACGAUAAACGAGGAGGGAAGGCAUAUCAGCAGGAAAUGUCAACUUCAGCCCUGAGUAGCUCUCUGGGGAAAGUGGCUAAAGCUGGGAGAGAUUGCAGUUCCAGCUGAGCUAUUGCUAAAGAUGUUACACAGCCAAAAACCAAUUUUUUCUUUCUUUUUUUUUUUUUUGCAAAGACAUCCAUUUUGGUGGUUUAUCAUUUUGCAUCCUUUUUAAAUUGACAGCUAAGUCCCAGAUGUUUCCCCCACUGUUCAUUUACUUUUUAACCAGGACACUGAAACAGACAUUUUCAAUCAGUAUAAACAAAUGAAUUAUUUUAUAGCCACGAGUCUAAUAUUAAAGUAGUCAGGACUCAAUAGUUGGAUUUCAGUGUGAGGUGUUUUUACCUCUGUUGGGAUAAAUUUACGCAGAAUUUUAGUGGUUGAAUAUAACGGCUUACAUUUUUACACCCAUAUGUACAAGAACUUGGAGCCUCUCAGAGAGCAGAAUUUAAUAUCACUGUUUCCUUAGGAACUUUUCUAUGAAAAUAUUUUCCCUAGUAGGCUAGGUAGAAAGAGAAAAACUUAAAACUUAGACACAAUCUUAAAGUCCUGAGUGUCUAAUAUCAUAUGAGCCAUUAACCACCACUGGGGAGUGAGACCUGACAAAGACAUCCAAUGGUGAUCAGGUGCAAAUUCGAUUUUUUGGCUUCUGGUAAAAAAGAGUUAAAGCAAUCAAAAAGCCUCAUGCUGUUUUAUGAUUUGGUCCACUAAUAUUGUCAUUUGGACUUGUGUGAUGAUUAAAUUUUACUAGCUCAACUA
Molecule: messenger RNA, 3154 nt
Organism: Hemibagrus wyckioides
Lineage: Eukaryota; Metazoa; Chordata; Actinopteri; Siluriformes; Bagridae
Gene: shq1
Product: SHQ1, H/ACA ribonucleoprotein assembly factor
Exons: 12
Coding region: 155-1867 (570 amino acids)
Biological process (GO): box H/ACA snoRNP assembly
Cellular component (GO): nucleoplasm; cytoplasm
Source: RefSeq, a predicted model, not a curated record